AUGUCAAAGUAUAAACUCACUAUACUAAGACAUGGAGAGGGUGCUUGGAAUAAGGAGAACCGAUUUUGUAACUGGGGGGAUCAGAAAUUUAACAGGGAAGGAGUGGAGGAAGCCCAGAACAAUGGGAAGCAACUCAGAUCGCUGAAAUUUGAGUUUGAUCUCAUAUUCACAUCCAUCCUUAAUGGGUCCAUCCACACAACCUGGCUGAUCCUGGAAGAGCUGGGGCAGGAAUGGCUUCCUGUAGAAAGUUCCUGGCAUCUGAAUGAGCAUCACUACGGAGCCUCGAUUGGGCUCAAUAGGGAGAAAAUGACUUUGAAUCAUGGUGAAGAACAGGUGAGACUCUGGAGAAGAAGCUACAAUGUGACCCCACCUCCCACUGAGGAGUCUCAUCCCUACUACCAUGAAGUCUACAGUGACCAGAGGUAUAAAUUGUGUGACGUACCCUUGGAUCAACUGCCACAGUCUGAAAGCUUAAAGGAUGUCCUGGAGAGACUCCUUCCCUUGAAUGCAAGGAUUGCACCUGAAGUACUAAAGGGAAAAACCAUUCUGAUAUCUGCUUGUGGGAAUACCAGUAGAGCACUCCUGAAACAUCUGGAAGGUAUCUCAGAUGAAGACAUUAUUAACAUUACUCUCCCUACUGGAGUCUCAAUUCUCCUGGAACUGGGUGAAAACCUGCAUGCUGUUGGGACUCACCAGUUCCUGGGUGACCAAGAGGCUAUCCGGGAAGCCAUUAAGAAAGUGGAUGAUCAAGGAAAAGUGAAAAAAGUCCCAACAUCUCCAAGUACUGGCUAG
Molecule: messenger RNA, 792 nt
Organism: Sciurus carolinensis (gray squirrel)
Lineage: Eukaryota; Metazoa; Chordata; Mammalia; Rodentia; Sciuridae
Product: bisphosphoglycerate mutase-like
Biological process (GO): glycolytic process
Molecular function (GO): intramolecular phosphotransferase activity
Source: RefSeq, a predicted model, not a curated record